Mesocricetus auratus (golden hamster) is the source of this 2941-nucleotide messenger RNA. It is a transcript of the gene Hspa12b, whose product is annotated as heat shock protein family A (Hsp70) member 12B. The record is from RefSeq and is a predicted model, not a curated record. Lineage: Eukaryota; Metazoa; Chordata; Mammalia; Rodentia; Cricetidae.
CUGCCAUCCGGCCUGGGGGAGGGUGCAGAGAAGGGCAGGCCUGGUGUACGUCGAGGGCCACAGCAGACUUGCCGCAGGUUCUGAACCAGCAUCCAGGCGGCCAGACCCAGUGGAACUGUCCGCAGGGCGGAGCUACAGAGACUGCAAGGAUGCUGACUGUUCCGGAAAUGGGCCUUCAAGGGCUGUAUAUCAGCUCCAGCCCCGAGAGAUCCCCCGUGCCCAGCCCCCCCGGCUCUCCGAGGACCCAGGAAAGCUGUGGCAUCGCGCCCCUCACACCUUCACAGUCUCCAAAGCCAGAGGCCCGUGCUCCACAGCAGGCCUCCUUCUCUGUGGUUGUAGCCAUCGACUUUGGGACCACAUCCAGUGGUUAUGCCUUCAGCUUUGCUAGUGACCCUGAGGCCAUCCACAUGAUGAGGAAAUGGGAGGGGGGAGACCCAGGCGUGGCCAACCAGAAGACCCCUACUUGUCUGCUGCUGACCCCAGAGGGUGUCUUUCACAGUUUUGGCUACACCGCCCGUGACUAUUACCACGACCUAGACCCUGAGGAGGCUCGGGACUGGCUGUACUUUGAGAAGUUUAAGAUGAAGAUUCACAGUGCCACCGAUCUUACCUUGAAGACCCAGCUGGAGGCCGUGAAUGGGAAGCAGAUGCUGGCCCUGGAGGUGUUUGCCCACGCUCUCCGCUUCUUCAAGGAGCACGCCCUUCAGGAGCUGAGAGAGCAGAGCCCGCGCAUGCUGGAGAAAGACGCAGUGCGCUGGGUGCUGACAGUGCCUGCCAUCUGGAAACAGCCAGCUAAGCAGUUCAUGAGGGAGGCUGCCUACCUGGCUGGUCUGGUGUCUCGUGAGGAUGCAGAAAAACUCCUCAUCGCCCUGGAGCCUGAGGCUGCCUCUGUCUACUGUCGAAAGCUUCGCCUGCACCAGCUCAUGGACCUGAGUAGCCGGACCGUAGGUGGCGGGCGCCUGGGUGAGCGCAGGUCCAUUGACUCCAGCUUUCGCCAUGCCCGGGAGCAGUUGCGGAGGUCUCGCCACAGCCGAACGUUCCUGGUGGAGUCUGGCGUAGGAGAGCUGUGGGCGGAGCUGCAGGAAGGAGACCGCUACAUGGUGGCAGACUGUGGGGGUGGCACUGUGGACCUGACCGUACACCAGCUGGAGCAACCUCAUGGCACCCUCAAGGAGCUCUACAAGGCUUCUGGCGGCCCUUAUGGUGCGGUGGGGGUGGACCUGGCCUUUGAGCAGCUGCUCUGCCGCAUAUUCGGAGAGGACUUCAUUGCUAAAUUCAAAAGGCAACGGCCAGCAGCUUGGGUGGAUCUAACCAUUGCCUUCGAGGCCCGCAAGCGCACUGCAGGCCCGCACCGUGCAGGAGCACUCAACAUUUCCCUUCCCUUCUCUUUCAUUGAUUUCUACCGCAAGCAACGAGGCCACAACGUUGAGACUGCCCUGCGCAGGAGCAGUGUGAACUUUGUGAAGUGGUCCUCACAGGGGAUGCUCCGGAUGUCCUGUGAGGCUAUGAAUGAGCUGUUUCAGCCCACAGUCAGUGGGAUCAUCCAACACAUAGAGAUGUUGCUGGCUAGGCCUGAGGUGCAGGGUGUCAAGUUGCUAUUUCUGGUGGGCGGCUUUGCAGAGUCAGCUGUGCUGCAGCAUGCGGUACAGACAGCGCUGGGCACCCGUGGCCUGCGCGUUGUGGUCCCGCACGACGUGGGUCUCACCAUCCUCAAGGGAGCAGUGCUCUUUGGCCAGGCACCUGGUGUGGUGCGGGUGCGCCGCUCGCCUCUCACUUAUGGCGUAGGCGUGCUCAACCGCUUUGUGCCUGGCCACCACCCACCUGAGAAACUGCUGGUUCGGGAUGGGCGCCGCUGGUGCACUGAUGUCUUUGAGCGCUUCGUAGCCGCAGAGCAGUCGGUGGCCCUGGGAGAGGAGGUGCGGCGCAGCUACUGCCCGGCGCGCCCGGGCCAGAGGCGUGUGCUCAUCAAUCUGUACUGCUGCGCCGCGGAGGAUGCACGCUUCAUCACUGACCCUGGUGUGCGCAAGUGUGGCGCACUCAGCCUGGAGCUUGAACCUGAAGGCUGCCGGGAAAACACAGGCACGUCCCCCAACCGUCGUGAGAUCCGCGCUGCCAUGCAGUUUGGCGAUACCGAGAUAAAGGUCACUGCUGUGGAUGUCAGCACCAACCGCUCUGUGCGAGCGGCCAUUGACUUUCUUUCCAACUGAGGGUGCCCCUUUCAGUGGGGACACAAGAACAUGCUAGUUUUCAUGGCAACAACUGUUUCUCCCUACCCUGAGAGAAAUGUGGUAAGAACACAUGGAGACUCGCUUUGGGAUUGACUGGAACACUAAAAGUCCCCUUGCUUCAACAGAAACCCCCAUGAGGCGAGGUGGUAGAAGAGACUUUUAAGGGGUUUGUUAGAGGACACCCGAGCCGGUUUUGGCAGAUGUGUGACCACGAAAACUGACCACAACAGAGGACUAAACACCAGCCUGAACUUGAGGAUUGAGAGGAAGGUUAAGCAAAACCGCUUAGGAGCCAGGCCUGAGGGUCAGCAUUCACUAACUGUUGAGCUCUAGCCGCAGGAAGCCAGAGAGCAGUUUCAUGCAGGGGUAGGGGGUGUGGCAUACCUGGAUGUGAGACUGUUAAUUGCAGAGCAGUGGCUGAUGGCGACAGGUGCACUGUUACAGAGAUGGCAGUUUGGAGGGGAUAUGGACACAGCAUGACAAAGGACCCAUGAGCAGGCUACAAAUGACCCAUUGCCCCAACCCAGCCACAGGAGGACAGAGUUCACAGGGGCUUACUCAGGAUAGUACACCAUCAGAAAAUCUGAUCAACCAUGGGCCUCAGUUUCUCCAAGUGUGAAAUGUCAGGCACUUAGGUCAACCAUGGCAUAGGACAACUUUACCUGCCUGAGAACCUUACCCUAGGUAAAAAUAAAGCAUCUGUGGUCGGGAAA